Pangasianodon hypophthalmus (striped catfish) is the source of this 4826-nucleotide messenger RNA. RefSeq names its product centrosomal protein 41 (gene cep41). The record is from RefSeq and is a predicted model, not a curated record. Lineage: Eukaryota; Metazoa; Chordata; Actinopteri; Siluriformes; Pangasiidae. Gene Ontology annotation, biological process: protein polyglutamylation; cilium assembly. Gene Ontology annotation, cellular component: ciliary basal body. The transcript has 11 exons. Bases 99 to 1199 code for a protein of 366 amino acids.
ACCAAUGAGAAACGGCGUUGUUUAGGUAGGCACAGUGGUCCUGUUUGAGUUUGAAAGCUAGCUAGCGUCCGCUAAGUUACGCUGCGUCUGUUGGAAAGAUGUCGUCUAAGCGAAGUAUUGGGGACUCAGAGUACCUGAAGAAGAGAAUCCCUCAGAACCCCAAAUAUCAACAUGUAAAAUCAAGACUCGAUACAGGUUUGAGCCUGACAAAGUACAUGGAACGACUGGAGGAGAUCAAGAGGAAUUACAGAUAUAAAAAAGACGAGCUGUUUAAGAGGCUCAAAGUGACGACGUUUGCUCAGCUGGUGCUGCAAGUGGCUUCAGUGUCAGAUCUGAACGAGAGCAUCAUGGAUGAAGUGCCUAAACUUGAAGAUGUUGUUUCAGACUUGGCAGAAGGAGACCAUCUUUCGGACCAGACCGACGGUUCUCCUCACCCCAGCCCUCAACCCGUCAAACUUACUGACAGCAACGAGUCGAGCGACACUGCGUUCUCCCCCAGAUCCACGCUUCAGAGUGUGAUCAGUGGUGUAGGAGAGCUGGAUCUGGACAAGGACGGGCCGCGGAGCGUGAACCUGACUCCUCUGAGUUCUCCAUGUGCUGCAGAGCGUCCGUACCCAGACUGCCCUUACCUGCUGCUGGACGUCCGAGACAGAGACCUGUACGAUCAGUGCCACAUCAUCAGCGCACACAAUUAUCCCAUUGCAACUCUCGCGAGGACGAUGAAUCCCUACACCAAGGAAGUUCUCAAUUACAGAAAUGUUCAGGGAAAGAUCAUCAUCUUGUACGACGAGGAUGAGAGGAUAGCCAGCCAGGCGGCUACGACCAUGUGCGAGAGAGGCUUCGAGAACCUCUUCAUGCUCUCUGGAGGCUUGAAGGUGAUAGCGCAGAAGUUUCCGGAAGGAAUGACCACCGGCUCUUUUCCCGUCGCCUGUCUUCCGUCUCCGACGGGACCCUCGGGUCGGAAGCACGCCGCGCUCCGCCAGACGGCACAGCCAGCAGAGAACAAAUGGCGUUUCACCUCUGAAGACCUCAACAAGAUCCAGUACUACCUGGAGGAGGUGCUGAUACCCAGCGAGAGCAGCAGUCGUCUGAGCAGCAGGAUGUCCACCAGCAGUGCUAACUCUAAAGUAUCCAGCGCCCGGAGCAGUCGACUCGGCUCGGGGAGUACCAGGUCACAGAGCAGUCGGCCCUGGAAAUAACCCCUCAUCAUCAUCCUCCUCAUCCUCCUCAUCCUCCUCCUCAUCAUCAUCAUCCUCAUCACCACUCAGUGAUGGGCUCCUGAUGUACACUUCUACACACUGCUGGCCUUAAUAUAGUCUAGCUGUAGAUGUGAUCUCAGUUAUCACACAGUGAAAGCUUUUAAUCAGUUGUUGAUCAUCUGUGAUAUUUCCUCAAAUGAAGACUUGCCACUUACGUCGUUUUAUGCUGUUAGUUAUAUUUUGAACGUGUAAAGAAUCGGCACAGUUCUGCUGCAUUUUACUCAAAUGAAUAGCGUGAAAUGAGUCUUUCCUGCGACGGCUAUAAAUAGAGACACUGCAGUGUUUUUCGGCCCAAUCUCUGUCCACUGCAUACGUAGUGUGUGUGUGACAGAUUACUACAGACGAAUCCGUCAACACGUUGCCCCGUACUGUACUGAGAAACGAACAGAAAGCGAAUCUUUUCAGUGAGUCAGAACAUUUGGUUCAGCUCAACAAUAAGAGUCGACUCUUUCAGCUCACUGCCAUUUUUUUUCUUUUAAAAUGGACAAAGUUUGCGAUAUUUUGACCAGUGAUCUUACUCUAACCUUCUAAUUAACAGAAUAACAUUACUUUUACAUUUUACAAAAUAAUUCUUAACCGAAACGUGACUUGAUAAAUACAGUAAGCAUGGCUGCAUUCAUUUUUCCACUGAAGCAUUUUGAUUGCAUUACACAGCCUGUAUCUACAAAAGAAAGAAAGAAAGAAAGAAAAAGAAAAAAAGCUUGCAUAUGUGAGUCAGCACUCAACGUUCACUUAAAAGAGUCGACUCAAAGCGUCGACUCAUUUUCAAACGAUACAUCAAGACUUCACGUUAAAAAAGAUCCAAACAUUGUUGAACUUUGUUCUCAAAUGUUUAAAAUAAACAGCCAUUACACUGUAAUAAAGAUUUCAGGAUGAGACAAACAACAGAGUUUUAAUAAAGCUCUUGCCGUUUUAUCCAACAUUCCAACACUGGAUCAAUACAGCAAACAUUUUUUUCAGUUCCGUACAUUUUCCUUAAGGUUUUUAGGGUUACUUUAAGCUAGCAGUAUUAGCCGUGUCAGUUUGAGUGUUGUUUUUUUCCAGCAGUUUUCUAAGAAGUCCUCGUCUUCAGAGAACUCGAAAACUUGUAAACGACUGCUUAACGAUAGCUGCACGAUUUCUGUAGUGUGAAACGGAAAACGGUCGUUGAACUACAUUAACCGUAUAAUGAUCGUUACUACGUGCUGCUCGGUUGAACUAAAAAUGCACAAAAUAGUUUACUGUGAAAGUAUAGAUUUCUACCACAGCAAUGUUUAAUUCUUGAUUCAGAAGAAUUUGCUACAGCAGCAGCAGCAGCUCUGACACUGACGUAGUUUAGUUAACCGUUAUGGAAGUUUUUCGCUCUUUUCGUACUUAGAAAUGUUGCAGUUGUAAUCGAUCACGCUGAACGCAUGCGGUAGAGAAAGAUUGUAAUGAGAAACACUGGAGUUUUCAUUUCAACCUGAUCAUUAAAUCCUAAAGGAGUGACUGAUUCAUAUUUAUAGUAAUGUUAAUGUUAAAUAGGAACGCAUGCUGUACUGCUUAAAGUGGCUUGAUGGUGCUUUUUCGUGAUGCUCCAUGCCUUAUCACUAAGAUGCGACAUGUGACUUAUUUAAAUCUUAAUGUGGUGUGCAAAUUGCGAGCAUGGCAUAAAAACACACGUCUGUACGUGUCUUAAUCGGCUUAUUUUGAUCACCAUGUGUGCCAGUGAGAUUUACAGUGAGCUGUACACUAACUCGUACCUCAUACACACCUAGAGCAGGAUGGCUUAAAUACAGCAUCUAAUCUAAAAAUAUAAAACAGAGAAUGCACGCUUAUAUGUUACAGAAGGUAAGAAAUUCAGCAUUUUGUUGUUGUUUUUUUUUUGCCUGUAAUGGUCGACUUUUUCGACUCGCAAGGUCACUUAGUAUUGCUUUAUGUUUCUGUUCUCGUUACAGCUUGUGAAAACGAAAAAGAAAUGAAGGAAGACAAAGUGCAUUUACUGUAUCUGUUCUGUGAAAGUGCACUAUGAAGCCCUGGUGUGUGUGUGUGUGUGUGUGUGUGUGUGUGUGUGUGUGUGCUCUUUCAUUUCUACAGUGCUCAAUGGUGGAUCUCAGUAACACUAACACUCAGUUUCACUUCCUCGUUUAAACAAUCAGUGACAAUUUUAUGAACACAAACUACCUGGUGUGAUGUUUUUGUAUAUUUAAUGUUGAAUAAAGAAAUAUUUUGUACAGUAAAUGAAUUUUUAUUAGGUGUGUACAAACAGAAUUUCUGCAGAACCAUAUUUAUCCUCUAUUAAUGUUUAAAACUGUUAGAUAAUAUGGAUUUUUCCUUCAGAGGAUGACAGACUGUCUCUUGGACCCUUCUUCACGAGUGUGAGACGGAUAAACGGAUCGGGUCAGCAGUGUUUAGAGUCGCUGUACCCAUCUGUGGUGGUGAAGCAGGAGCUCGUUUUUUUUUUUUUUUGGAUGAAGCUCUCUGUUUACUUAUCAGUCUUCUUCCUUGUCCUCACCUUUAUUCAUGAGCUGUAGGUAAUGACCAUAAGAAUAAGGCUACAGAAAUGAGGAUCCUCCACAGAAUUGCUUGUAUUACUCUCCAUAAUAGUGUGAGGAGCUCAGAAAUCCGAGUUAUCCUCAGAGUAGAUCCGCUUCAACCAGUUGAGGUAGUUUGGGCACUUUAUAAGGACACCCUCUGAUGUAUCAAACACAUCUGUCUAGACGGGGGAACCCAGGGCAGACCUAGGAUUAUAUCUCACAGUUGGCUUGGGAACACCUGAAGAUCCACCAGGAGGAGAUGGAAACUGUGGGGGUAUUAAAGAAGACUGGACCAUAGAGGUAAAGAUAGAGAGUGCGCACUGGUCACUUUCAUUCGUUGAGAGCCAGUGCCAUUCCCAUAACAUGAAUUGUCUGCACUUGUGAAAUGCCCAGUAGACCAAUAGCACAGGAUCGCAAGGACUGACACAGGUCACGAUAUAACCAUUAAAAAGAGCUCUUCACUAGAUUUCAGCCUGUUCGACUCUGCGAUCUACUUUGCCCAUGAAACAGAGUUUCGGCACUUUAGCCGACUUUGGAGCUCUAUUUCUGGCUAAAAUGACACCUCAUGCAUUGGUUCUAAGCUCAUUAUGUUUCGAUCGAUCAUUUUCAAAGUCCACAGGUCAUACACUUUAUUUAUUCAAUCAAUCAAAUUUUUUGGAGAACCAGACAGGGAACUCGGUGCACUCUCCUGGGCUUGCUCUCUCGCUUCAUCAUCGUUGUAAAUGAUUGCUUGUGGACAGGUCCUCAGCAGUAGCUACCAUUUCUAGUGCUAUUUUGAAGCUGUUACAAUAUACAAGUAUACAAUUUUUAUGUAGCGUGUACGCUGCCAGCUGUCUAUACUGAUAUAGGUUAUUUUGGUCCCCUAUAAUGACAACACCAUGACGAAACAAAUUGUAUAAUAGACAACUGCAGAAGUGCGCUCUCACUAUAUUUCAACUCAUAACGACCCCCACCAGGAAAAGUGGAAAGAAAAUGAAAAAAAUGAACGAAUGUUUGGUAUGUAUGUAUGUAUGUAUGUAUAUAAGGUCCUCUGUGUGGAUGUAAUGGUUUCUCGCAUGACAUGAUUUCACAU